This is a messenger RNA of Chaetomium globosum CBS 148.51, 1956 nucleotides long. RefSeq lists its product as uncharacterized. The transcript is spliced from 6 exons. The record is from RefSeq and is a predicted model, not a curated record. NCBI's taxonomy places the organism in Eukaryota, Fungi, Ascomycota, Sordariomycetes, Sordariales, Chaetomiaceae. The coding region runs from base 1 to 1956 and encodes 651 amino acids.
AUGACUGCUAUACCACGACACUGGCGGCCCCGUGGAAGCGGUGGGAGGGCGAAGACCAGGCCCCCUACUUCCCCACGGCGGAGUUGUUCUACUCAGCGACCACCAUUUGACCCCGCGCUGGCCGAACGACGAAAAGCGGCGGGCUUCGUCGGGGACCGCCUUAGAUGUGGAGCGGGCUCGGUGUCCAAGCUGCGUGUAACAAAAAGCCAUAGCUGCAAGUCCUUUGUCAGCCUGGCAACCCCAAGCCGUGGAGAAGCUGGAGAGGACGGGUUGAACGGCUCGAAGGGGCACAAGGGUUUGGCGGCAACUCCUGAGUUGCUUUGCCGCCAGCUGAAGAUGGCGCGCAACUUGGUGAAGAUUGCGCAGCGGGCGGAGAGCUUAGUCGUCGGCACCUACCAGCAGAUGAUGCGGCGGAGUGCCUCCGUGCUGACUAUGCUCAACAAGAUGCCCGACCCCGGAGAGAGCCUCACCGUUGCCGACGGGGCGUUCUGCAUCUCGCGGGAGCAGCUGGAUUUUGGGGACCUUGGCAGGCAGGCCGUGCUUGAUGCUUGCCAGGGGCCGCUCAAGAAGUCGAAGGAUCUCUGGAAGCGCUUGAACGAUGCUGUUGCUGCUCUACGAGCUCGGAAAAGGGUCGACAAGAAGGGUGCUACAGGCCCUCGAAAGGGUCCCAUUCCCGCGAAUCAUGGGAUGAAAGGGCAAAAGAAGGAGAGACUGAUAGAAAACAAGAUGGUUUCCUCCCCAUAUCGAUACGCAUCAAAGUUAGGUGCACUUUGCGCCGCAUUAAUCACUCAGGGGAUCAACGCUGCCGUUACCUUUGCGAUCCCGAGCAAGGUUGGCGACGGAGGGCACUCUUACGCGCCACUUGACCCAGCGCCCCUGGGCAUCUCCUUUGAGUUCUUUGCCUUUCCGUCGUACCUUACCAACGUUACCGCAACAAACCAAUGUUUGUCCAACUGGAAAGACCUCACUGGAGUCUGGCCGCCGAUCCGCAUUGGCGGGACAACGCAGGAUAGAGCCUCCUUUGACGCAUCGACAUCGGCCUACGUCGUGUACUCGGUUGCGAACCCGGCUGACGCCCCUAUGACAUUGACCUUUGGACCGAAGUUCAUGACUCUUGCGGGCACAUAUCCCGGGAGCGUCGUGGUUGGUUUGAACCGAGGAAAGAAUAACAUCGACAACACGAUUGCUGCCGCCAAGGUAGCUGUGGCUGAAGUCAAGAACCUCCUGGCUAUUGAGUUAGGAAAUGAGCCCGAAUACUACUCUAAAGAUGGCCAGCCCAUUGCCCGCGGAACGUGGAACCCCUCGGUCGACGCCUCAUCCCAGGUAGACUGGAAUAUCCGGAUCGGCAGUGCCGUGGGCAAGAACAACAUCAUCCAAGCCGGGAACUGGAACCAAGCCCCUCCACAAUGGGGAGCCGCGCAGCUGAUCGCAAAAGAGAACGCAACGUCGAAGCAAUACGUGCGGCAUUACGCCCACCACAACUACCCCGGCGGCGACAUCCAGAAGCUGCAAUCGCACUCCCAGACAGCCAGCAACGUCCGCAGCAUGUUUGCCGCCGACGUAGCCGCGGUCAAGCAACAAACGGGCAAGGAAUACGUCCUCGGCGAGACCAACUCAGUCUCCGGGGGGGGGGCAGCCAACGUAUCGCCCACCUUCGGGGCGGCGCUCUGGACGAUGGACUACGCUCUGCGCGCCGCAGCCACCCACAUCUCGCGUACCUACUUCCACCACGGCACGGUCGGCAACUGCCAAUACUGUUUCUGGGGCCGCUACAGCAUGGGGGCGCCCUACUACGGGGCGACGGCGGCGGUGGCGCUGACGGCGGGGGCGCGCACCAUCCCGGCGCUGGACGAUGGGAGUGCGAAGGAGGGGGUGUAUGUGGUGUUUGAUGGGGAGGGCAGGGCGUUUAGGUUGUUGAUGGAUAAUUAUCUGUUUCUACCGGGGGCGGUGUCAUGA